This is a messenger RNA of Brassica rapa (field mustard), 3971 nucleotides long. RefSeq names its product protein ENHANCED DISEASE RESISTANCE 4. The record is from RefSeq and is a predicted model, not a curated record. Lineage: Eukaryota; Viridiplantae; Streptophyta; Magnoliopsida; Brassicales; Brassicaceae. Gene Ontology annotation, biological process: regulation of defense response to fungus.
UAUAAAUAAUUUAACAACUUAAAUUAGAAAAAUAAUAAAAAUCCCGGGCGUAGCCCGGGUUAAUCCCUAGUAUAUAUAUAGAAUAGCCUUUUGACGUCAAAAAAAAAUAAAAAAAAUAUAUAAGCUGUAAAAUGUAAAUGUGAUUGCAUGUGUGAAACUGGACUUUGCAAGACUGCUGGCGACAAACUUUAUUAGUUAGAUACACCAGGUAAUCAAAUUUAAAGAUAUCUUUUUACAAAAAAAUAAUAAUUUAAAGAUAGCUAGAGAAAAAGGUUAGUAUGGGGCCCUUCAUAUUUCACUUUAUUUGCAUUUUAUUCUGCAAGCACUUUUAUUGGGUUUUUUUUUAUCCAAAAACUUUUAUUGGUUUCUUAAUUGACGUGUUAGACAAAAAUAUAUUCCCUCCGUUUUUUAAUAUAAGUCGUUUUAGAAAAAAAAUUUUGUUCCAAAUUAUAUAUCGUUUUCGGUUUUCUAUGCAACAUUUAUUAAUAAUUAAUGUUGUCUGACCAAUGAUAAUAUAUCUUUUAUUUUUUUAUUGGUUGAAUUGUGGUUAGGUAAAUAAUUAAUGAUGUUUUUGUUUCGAAAAUAUAAAAAACUAAUGAAUUUCUUAAUCUAUGUGUAUAACUUUAAAACGAUUUAUAUUAAAAAAUGAAGGGAGUAUUAUCAAAACAUGUUUUCAAUAUAAAAUAAACUAUUCUUAAAUAAUAAUUAUUGUACAUGUCUUGAGUUUUAGGUAAUAGCAGCAAUUUGCGAUAAAAAGUAAUAAUACUAGCUGUCCCAAUUAUUAGAGUCAAUACAAAAAUGCAAUUUGUGAAGUUUUUCUUUCUUUUUGAAUGGUACUGAGCUUUGAUUUGAUUUGUUUUUUGAGAAUAUAUCCGCAUAGACAUUGGAUUGCGCAGAGAAAACAAAUAUUGAAACCUCACAAAAUAGGAGGACACCACAACAAAGGUUGACUUCUUAGGAAUCACAAAGCCAAAACGAGUGUCUAUAAAGUAGCAACUAGACAGCACAAAACGAUAAAAGACCGAGUCUGUCGACCAUUAACCUUAUAUGUAAAUAAAUAAUCCUUAAAAAAUUCGAGUUAAUAGCCCCUUAAAACUUAUGUUCAUUAAUCACUUGUCAUUAUUCACUGUAAUAGAUGAUGAAGGAAGAAGCAUGUAAGGAAGGGAUAGACUUCUCUUUCCAACAUAAAUGAAGCAGGCGCCGACGUUAGCAACAAUGCCAUUGCAUUUUUUUUUGUCUGAAUGCCAUCCCAUUUAUUAACUCUCCCCUUUAUCCAUGUAGUAGUAUUAGGUGAAGAAAACCAUUUAUUACUCUUUUCGCUAUCUUCUUCACUUCUUCUCUCUUCUGCUUCUUCUAAUCAAAGCUCUGUCUUAGAUGCUUGCAACAACUUACAACUAAGCCAGUUUUUUUUUCUUCUUAUAAAGAACCAACAAAUGGGUUUUGUUUAAUGGGGUUGUGCUUUUGUCAAGGAACGAGUCGUGGCUGUUUUUUUUUCUUUUACGAGUCUGUUGACUUGGCUAUAAUAGAAUUAUUACUACACCAUACAUUUUAGAGAAGAGAAAGAAAAAAAACUUUCUAGACACGGAAAGGGGAGAGACUUUUCUCAAAGGAGAGAAAGAAACAGAACAUCCCAAAAGUUCAAAAACCUCUCCAAGGAUUUGGCUUUCUUUUUUUUUGUCUCUCUUCUUUCUCUACUUCGCCCCCACGACAAGAAAUUCUCUGUCUCUCUAUAUAUAUCUCUCCCUCACCAUUUCUAUUCUCUCCCUCUCUCUCUCUAUACAAUCUUAACCUUCUCUCGAGUUACAAGAGCUGUUUCUUUGAUUCAUCAAUGAUUUCUUGACAUCUUUUGCUUCUGCUUCGUCUCUCUCACUCAUUUUUCAUCCCAACCUGGAUCCGUAAACCCACUCAAUUUAUGCUUCUUUCUCUUUCUCCUCUUCAUCAUAAUUUAAAAUCAUACCGCGUUGACCUUUAUCUUCUGGUCUCCGCUCAAGUUUCUGUUUAAAGAAUUUCACAAAGUUUCCAUCUUUUACCUUUGUUCUUGUCCCUCUCCCUCUCUCUCUCAUCAAGUUGAGAUUCAAUGGCGAGCAAGUCUGGUCAGAGAGUCCGGUUGGUUAAAUGCCCCAAGUGCUUAAAGAUUCUUCAGGAAGACGAAGAUGUUCCUGUUUACCAGUGUGGUGGCUGUUCUGCCAUCCUCCAAGCUAAAAGACGGACCAUUGCUCCAAACACUACACCAAGUGCAGGAGAGGCAGAGGGUGCUCACGCCAGUGAGCCUGAAACCAACAAUGUGUCCAUCAGCUCAGAGCAGGACACGGUUCUUCCACCAACCACAGGUCGUUCAUCAGGUCAAGUUGAUGAGAAGGCUAGGGAUGUAUCCAUGGAGUCUACUGAGAAGCAGCCCGGUGACUCUAUUGGAGAGGAGGGGAAUGAAAACCAACUCCAAGAACACUCACCUAGUGAUUCUGACAAGAACGAAAGUGAAGACAACUCCAGCAGAUUCAAGUCUGAUGUAAAACCCGUAGCAGAAGCUAUGGGAGAGGGGACUAGCUCAGGAAGCUCGAAUGCUGGUCAUGUGGUGGAUGCAAGAACGAGUAAUUCGUCUUCUCCGGUUGAAGAGGAGCAAAACGAAGAUGAUUACUUUUUCAACCGUCACAGGGAGUCAACAGAUGAUCUUCCUGCAAACAAGACUCCUUCUACCUAUGAUGGGAGUGAGUCUUCCUCUGACGAAAGAGAAGAACUUCUAGAUGAAAACGAACAAUGGAAAGCUCUCCAGGAAAUAAGCUCAGUCAAAUUCCAAAUGCAGAGAUACCCUGAGAAUUUGAAAGAGCAAAGAAGAGGUAGUUCCUCCUCAUCCACUUUCUAUGAGAAGAGGCCGUCCAAUGUAACUCCAACCACAUACAUGGAACGGUAUCAGAACAGGUCUCUGCAACUCGAGGGACCAGGAGGACGCCUUGGAAGACAAGGGAGGAGACAUGUGACAGAACAACUUCGGCCUAACUUGCCUCUCUAUCCGAGAGAACCAUACAACACACGCGUAAGCCCUUCAUAUCCAUCGCAAGAUGAGUUUGAUGGCUAUUCACGUGCACACUCGCUUCAAAGGCCUUCAUACGAGAGUGUUGUUAACCAUAUGUAUCACAACAGCACGAGGGCAAGAGGUCGAGGCCAAGGAAGUAGGUUCUCAGGAGAGAUGACCAAUGAUAGAAGAAACCAUCCCGGUUGGUAUUCAGGUUCUUACAGUUCAUACCCUGCAAGUCCACAGAGGCCACCAAUGGAACAACCACCUGCGUAUUAUCCGAGAAGAUGGAGCCACGAGAUAGUCUCUGAUGCGGAGGAUCAUCAGCGUUAUAGACAUGCCGGCCACCACCACCAUGACAUACAAGCCCGUCGUUUAAAAGAGAGACAACAACGUGUGGCCAAGCGUCAUAUCCGUCCAACAGCAGGUGGGGCCCCUUUCGUUAGCUGUUACAAAUGUUCAGAGAGCCUACAGCUUCCUGUAGACUUUCUCAUCUUCAAGAGGAAGUAUCAUCUCCUCAGAUGCGGCAGAUGCACCACUGUUCUCAGAUUCUCACUUCAGUCCAGAACUCAUUUAGUUCCAGCAGUAAAACGUGACAUAAACGCUAACAGGAGUAGCAAUACAACAUCAGAAUCUCCCAGAGACAAAGCUCCUUCCAGAAAACCAGAGAAGCUGAGCUCAUCUGCUCAAGAAGAGGAGGUGCCUCUAGCUAGAGGCUCUCCGCUUCAUCGGCUAAUGGGAUACUCUACUGUAAGCCAAGUGUUUAAAGCCUCUCAGCGUCCUCCUUCUCUGUAGAUUUUGCCAUUGGUUUAUCAUUCUUUUUCUCACAUCUGUGUAUACUUAAAAGAUUUAUUUAUGCACUUCUGUUUAAAGUAGAGAAACCAUAACAUUUGUGCAAAUUAUACACACAAGAUAUUGUAGAUAAUUAUGUAGUAUUUGUAACAAUAUUGAGUUGGCUUUA